Molecule: messenger RNA, 900 nt
Organism: Spirodela intermedia
Lineage: Eukaryota; Viridiplantae; Streptophyta; Magnoliopsida; Alismatales; Araceae
Source: the annotation of a GenBank genome assembly
AUGUCCACAGCCUCGAAGGCUCUCCUUGGACAAAGACGACGUGGGCAAUCUCUAGCUCUUUUCGCGAAGUCUAGAGAUCAAUGAAGUGGGUCGUCGAAUCGUCUCCGGCGGCUGUCACCCGGCAGAGCGGAAAAACGGCGACUUUGUGGCUCUCCGGCGGCUGUCACCCGACGAAGAGGAGCUGGAUGGAGGUGGGGCGCGUGUCAGGGAGCUUCAUCAUCAAGUCCGCGCAGCAAGAGGAGGCUCUUCAUCGCAUCUGGUACGCUCUCAGGAGGUGGCGACUAGUCUCCCGGUGGAUCGUCCUCUUCCCGACGACGGCUUGUUCGUCGAUCAAUCGGAGAUGAUUUACUCGAUGGAUUUGCAAUCCUUUUAUCGCGAAUCGUUCAGCAAUUUUAGUAGCAAUGCUCCGCGAAUCGCAUUGACGAGAUUUUCGCCGAUGAUCCAGCGAUUCUCAUUGCUUAAUCCUUCAUCAGCAAUCUGUAGGAAAGUCGCGAUAAUCAAAUAAAAAUAUAUGAAUUUUGACUCUAGAAGGAUUCGAACCCACGUUGGUUGCUCGCCUCUUCUGAGGAAGGUGUGACGGGGGUUUAGUCCCACAUCGGUUGUAUGUCGAUUUUUCGAGCGAAUAUAUAGUAAUGUUAGCUUUGUCAGCAAAGUCCCUUCUCUCGCAUGUACGACCACUCCUUGCCCUACAGCCGGCUGGCCACCGAUGACGUGGAAGGGGAGUGGCGUACGCGUGCCCUGUCAGUCCCUAAGCCAAGCCGCUCGAGCCCCUGCUCGCAGCUUACUCCCCAACUGUGCUUCCGACCCGCUUGCGGGCCCGGCUGGCCGACAAGUCCCCCCAUUUUUGCAAUAUUUUUAUUUUUAUUUUUAUUUCUUGUUCUUCAUUUAUCUCAAAAGUAA